Molecule: messenger RNA, 3606 nt
Organism: Heterobilharzia americana
Lineage: Eukaryota; Metazoa; Platyhelminthes; Trematoda; Strigeidida; Schistosomatidae
Source: the annotation of a GenBank genome assembly
AUGUCAGCCAAUGCUACAGCUCCAAACCAGUCUAAUAGUAGUCGAAGAAAAAAUCGUAUGAAAGCCCAGUUUGGAGAUGAAGACAUACCUAUUGUAUUUACUGUGCCUGGUGGACAUGAUUACUUACAAAGAAGAUUAUCAAAUACCAAAGGGACUGCUUUUAUAUAUGACGAACGCAUGUUACUGCAUGAAAACACAUGGUUUCCUGAUUUUGUUGAGUGCCCUAAACGCCUUUCUGUUACUGUGGAAAAAUGUACAGCUUAUGGAUUGAUAUCUCGUUGCUUGGUGAUAAAUCCUGAACCAGCAAGCGAUGAAUUACUCUCACGUUUCCAUAAAACAGAAUAUAUUGAACAAGUUAAGGAUACUACAACAAUGAGUGACAGUGAAUUGAGGGAGUUGAGUUCUACCUUGGAUUCUGUUUAUUUUAAUGAGCAUACUGAUCUGUCCGCCAGGCUAUCUGUUGGAUCAUGGAUACAAGCAGUUGAUAUGGUUCAUCAUGGUGAUGUGAAGAAUGCUUUCUGCUUGGUUAGACCUCCAGGUCAUCAUGCAUUGGAGAAUGAAGCGUGUGGAUUUUGUAUAUUUAACAAUGUGGUGAUUGCCGCUCAAUAUGCUAUGGAACAAUUGAAUUAUAACCGUAUACUCAUAGUCGAUUGGGAUGUUCAUCAUGGAAAUACCACUCAGUAUGCAUUCUAUGAUAAUCCAAAAGUUCUUUACAUAUCCAUUCAUCGUUAUGAUAAUGGGAAGUUUUGGCCUAAUCUUCGUGAAUCAAAUUAUGACUUCAUUGGUACUGGUCGUGGUCGAGGUUUCAAUGUAAAUAUUUCAUUGAACGAGAAAGAUGUUGGAGACUCAGAUUAUUUGACAAUAUUUCAUCGUAUUGUUCUGCCUUUGGGAUAUGAGUUUGACCCAGAAUUGGUGCUCGUUUCUGCUGGAUAUGAUUCUUCAUUUGGUUGCCCUGUGGGUGAAUUAAAUGUUAGUCCUUCGCUAUAUGCUCAUCUUACGCACAAACUUAUGGCUCUUGCUGAGGGAAAACUGAUCAUUGGUUUAGAAGGUGGUUAUUAUUUGGAGAGUUUAAGUGAAUCGAUAGGUCAUACUCUGUCUGCUUUGUUAGGUGAUCCAAUGCCAUCUUUAGAACCGAUUAAACCUGUCAAUCCAAGUGUUUUAAAAUCAAUAUCAAAUUGUGUAUCUACACUUAACUUUCGAUGGAAAUUAUUACGUGUAUUCCCAUUAUCGAAAACUUUACCGUUUCCUGAUUUGAGUCAUUUGAAAUUACAGAGCUGGUCAGACGUCAAAGUGCCGAAUUUUGAACCAACUGAUAAAAAUCACAAUCUCAAAGAUAAGUUGAGAAUAGAUACAAGGCUGGAGUAUCUAAAGUCUGCGCAUUCAGUAGCUUGUAAUACUAAGAUAACCGGAACCUGUUUGGUGUAUGACAGUAGAAUGGAGAAUCAUAAGCAUGAAACAGAUCCUACUCAUCCAGAAACUCCAAAUCGUAUUAGACGCGCUUAUGAAAUGUUGGAUGAACUUGGUCUUGCACGUCGCUGUAAACGUAUCGAAGCUCGCUCUGCCAGUCAAUCUGAACUAUUACGUGUGCAUACAGAAGAAUACAUAAAUACAAUAGCUUCAACUGCUGGUAUGGAUCAAUCAACAUUGAAUGAAAUGUGCUCUGACGAAAUAUCAAUAUACUUUAAUCGGCAUACUUAUGAUAACGCUUGUUUGGCUAGUGGUUCUAUCUUAGCUGUUGUAGAUGAAGUGUGUUCCGGCGGUAGUUUAAAUGGAGUGGCUAUUAUUCGCCCACCUGGUCAUCAUGCAUUCAAAGAUCGUUGUAUGGGAUUUUGUUUUUUCAAUAAUAUUGCAAUCGCUGCUAAACAUGCACAACAAGUAUAUGGAUUAGAAAGAAUCGCAAUUGUCGACUGGGACGUUCAUCAUGGAAACGGUACAGCGAAAAUUUUUGAAGAUGAUCCCAACAUUUUAUACCUUUCGGUACAUCGGUCUGGGCGUACCGUUAAUGUUGCAUGGAAUGGGAGACGUGUUAAAGACGGGGAAUAUAUAGCUGUAUUCAGUAAUAUAUUCAUCCCAAUACUAUAUGAAUUUCGACCUCAAUUGAUUCUAGUUUCUGCUGGUUUCGAUGCUGUUCGUGGAGACUGGCUGGGUGGACUAGGUGUAUCACCUGAAUGCUUUGGUCAUCUUACCCACUUACUAAUGACAGUGUGCCAUUUAAAUCCAUCUUCAUACACGUUAAAUCAAAAUCAGAAUGAACACCAACAAGUCUCCUCUUCAAGUGGAACCAGACAGACACGUCAACGACUGAAUCAAGAGAAGUCAGCAUCAUAUUCCGGUGGAUUGAUUAUUGCCUUAGAAGGUGGAUAUCAGUUGGCGGGUACAGCUGAAUCAGUUUGUCAUUGUGUUUCUACUCUACUGGGAGGGAGUUUACCACGAUUAACGACUAAUCUUGUAGUAUCUGAGAAAGCAUCCAAGUCUAUACAACAGACAAUUCAAAUACACAAAAGUUAUUGGAAAAUGCUGGAAGGUUUCGAUCCAGUUGACUGUUUUUCGGAUCCAGUUUCAACUCAUCGCCUGAUGAAUCGUAGAAAUACACGAAAAAACCCUACGAAUACUACCUCUACUCCACAAAAUAAUUUGAUUCACUCGCAACUGGAAACUUUAACAGUAGAUGAUGAAGUUCCAGCACAGUUCGCAUCAUCUCCACGUGAUGAUAUCUCACAUCUUGUCAAUACCUCAUUAUCUAUAGGUAUCAGUGAACAAGCCACUGUAAUCACAGGUUUAACGUCUAUGACUCCAACAAGUAUGGGUACACCAGUUCAGCAUCAGCCAAAUUCCCUUCAAAGUGAAGUGUCAACAUCACAUCAAGCUUCAAUUGUUGACCAAAUAUUGUCUACUGGUGUAGUAUCCCCGUCAUCUGGCACACUUCAAGAAACUGCUACUAUUCCACAACUAAUUGAAGAAUUAUCAAAUUUAAGAGUUAGCUUUCCAGCUACAGAUACAAGUGAUCGACCAAGUCUAGCGUCAGAGUUUGUACACACACUGCACGUACAGCAUAAUCAACCAAAUAUGUAUGUAGUAUCCGGUGCCAGUGAAUCCACUCUAGUAAAAACUACAGAUAGAGAUCAUGAUGUAGCUCAACCUCAACCAUCUACUUCAAAUGAACUUGUCACAGUGGCAACUGUACAAGAUUUAAUGAAUUUGACUAAUGUUGCUUCAGAAGAUAUUUAUGAUUUCUUUGGAUUGCCGGAUUCACAUGAAUUACCAUCUCGUAUAUUCACUGUAACACCAUUAUCUUGGUGUCCUCAUUUAACAUAUGUACGGAGUAAUCCAACCUGGCAGCCGGAUGUAAAUGCUUUAUGCAGUCGGUGUGAUAAUCAGAAUGAGAAUUGGGUUUGUCUAUCAUGCUAUGCGGUUUAUUGUGGUCGUUAUGCUAAUUCGCAUAUGAUUGAACACUUUUCAUCUUUACAACAUCCUAUUGUUCUCAGUUAUGCAGAUUUAUCAUCAUGGUGUUAUGAGUGUGAAUCUUAUGUGCAUAAUGAGGUGCUAUUGGAAAUGAAGCGUGCUGCUCACCGAGCAAAAUUCGGAAUAGAAAUGCCAGGUUCUUGA